Colletotrichum lupini is the source of this 1473-nucleotide messenger RNA. RefSeq names its product pfs domain-containing protein. Lineage: Eukaryota; Fungi; Ascomycota; Sordariomycetes; Glomerellales; Glomerellaceae. Gene Ontology annotation, biological process: nucleoside metabolic process. Bases 1 to 1473 code for a protein of 490 amino acids. Gene Ontology annotation, molecular function: catalytic activity. The record is from RefSeq and is a predicted model, not a curated record. The transcript has 3 exons.
AUGACGGAAUGCAUACGAUUGCCUGAUUUUCAGGCCUACACCAUCGGAUGGAUUGCUGCCCUGAACAAAGAGCUCACAGCCGCGCUAGCCAUGCUUGACGAAAGACAUAAGCAACCUAAAAACUUUGCCCAGAACCAACGAGAUACGAAUAACUACUCAUGGGGCCGAAUCGGGGCCCACUACGUGGUCAUCGCCUCGCUCGCCGAAGGAAGCUACGGCCUAGUUUCUGCAGCAACUACAGCAAUGAGCAUGGUUCACUCUCUUCCGCACAUUCGCUUCGGUCUCAUGGUCGGCAUCGGUGCUGGUAUCCCUAGAUUAGAGGACGGUAUCGAUAUCCGCCUCGGCGACGUUGUGGUCAGUCGGCCUGUUGAUGGAUCACCAGGUGUGGUACAGUAUGAUUUGGGGAAAGUGGAGGCAAACGGCGAAUUCCAGCGAGUCGGCGCUCUUGCUCCUCCUCCGGAAGUUCUUCUCAAAGGAUUGGCAAAGCUUAGAGCUGAUCAAAGACUCAAUGGCAGCCAAUUACCAAAUAUACUAGAUGAUGCUCUCAAACGCUUUCCGCGGUUGGCUAAAACACGAGGCAAAGACGCUACUUAUACCCAUCAGGGACUUCACAACAAUCGUCUAUUCUUAGCAUCGUCGCCACAUGCACAAACAAGAAGAGUACAGGCCUCUCUAUUUCAGAGGAACGGAGUCUCAAUGACCUUCGCUCAGCUGGCCUAUCACAACCUUGGGCUUUCAAUGGUUUGGAUCUGGAGCACAAUAAUGUUUCUUGUCCUUUCUCCGUGGAGGUCUCAGACCCGCAUACCUGGUGCCGAAUCGGUCAGGCCUGGUCAGGCUGGAGGAGCAAGACUUCAAGUCAUUGUCAAGACUGAAGCUUGCGUAUACUGCAAUCCUGAAGAUGAAAUUCAAAGAGAAGGUCGACCUGACAACGACCCUGAGAUCCAUUAUGGCAUCAUUGCUUCCGGAAACUCAGUUGUCAAGGACUGGUGCCUAUGUUUUGAGAUGGAGGCGGCCGGUCUGAUAAAUAAAUUCCCUUGCCUUGUGGUAAGAGGAGUUUGCGACUACGCGGACAGUUACAAAAACGACAGGUGGCAAAACUACGCAGCAAUUGUUGCCGCUGCAUACGCAAAGGAAUUACUGAGUGUCAUGGAUGCUACGAGUAUAGAGCAAGCCGAUAGAUUGGAACGCAUCAUGGGCAGGGGUCAGAUACACGCUUGGCUUGCUCCACCAGACGCAUCAGCCAAUUUCAAUGAGGCGGCCGGUCAUCAUCAUAAAGGUACAGGCCAAUGGUUUCUCGACAGUAAGGAGUAUCUCAAGUGGAAAACAGCCGCUUGUUCGUCUUUGUGGCUAUAUGGCCGUCCAGGAUGCGGCAAGACGGUCCUCAGCUCGACAAUCGUCAACGACCUUCAGCGUAUAGGAAUCGAAUGCUUGUACUUCUACUUCACUUUCACGGAUACAAGAAAGCAGUCUUGA